Messenger RNA from Penicillium psychrosexuale, 360 nucleotides. Its product is annotated as YqaE/Pmp3 family membrane protein. The transcript has 4 exons. The coding region runs from base 37 to 360 and encodes 107 amino acids. The record is from RefSeq and is a predicted model, not a curated record. Gene Ontology annotation, cellular component: membrane. NCBI's taxonomy places the organism in Eukaryota, Fungi, Ascomycota, Eurotiomycetes, Eurotiales, Aspergillaceae.
GUUAACAUUUCAAAACCUCCAUCAAAUCUGCCCAAAAUGCCUUUCACCGCUUCCCUUCACCCUGUCGCCCUGUCACCCUGUCGCCCUGUCACUCCUGUUACCCUCACUCCCUCACUCCCAUAUACUAAUAUUGCCAAUAGUGACAUUUGCAAGAUCAUCUUUGCCAUUAUCCUGCCUCCUCUGGGUGUCUUCCUGGAGCGCGGAUGUGGUGCUGAUUUCCUGAUCAACAUCCUAUUGACCAUUCUGGGAUGGAUCCCCGGUGUCAUCCACGCCAUGUAUCUACAUUAUCUUCAAAUACUAGAGAUACCCACCUCCCACACAACCUCGCAACCAACGCUCUCCAAGAUUAAUCUCCCUUGA